Molecule: messenger RNA, 2151 nt
Organism: Adineta steineri
Lineage: Eukaryota; Metazoa; Rotifera; Eurotatoria; Adinetida; Adinetidae
Source: the annotation of a GenBank genome assembly
AUGGCUGAACCAGAAAAAAAAUCAACACUUACAGAAUUAAAUCCACCACCAGAAUAUAUCAAUCAUCGUAUUAAAAUCUGGGAAGAAUUAAAAACUAAAUAUCAAAAUCAUGUUGCAUCACAACCACAAGUUGAUAUUACAAUAACUUUACCUGAUGGAAAAGCAUUACCUGGUAAAUCUUGGAAAACAACACCAAAUGACAUUGCUAUGGGCAUUAGUCAAGGAUUAGCAGCUGCAACUGUUAUUGCAAAAGUUAAUGAUGAAUUAUGGGAUCUUGAUCGACCAUUUGAAAAAGAUUCAACAUUACAAUUAAUUAAAUUUGAUGAUGAACAAGGAAAACAAGUAUUUUGGCAUUCAACAGCUCAUAUUAUGGGUGAAGCAAUGGAAUUAUGUUAUGGCGGUUGUUUAUGUUAUGGACCACCCAUUGAACAAGGUUUCUAUUAUGAUAUGUAUCUUGAAAAUCGAACGGUAUCAGGUCUUGAUUAUGAACAAAUCGAAAAGACAAUGAAACGAAUUACUAAAGAAGAACAACCAUUUGAACGAUUAGAAAUUUCCAAAGAAGAUCUAUUACGUUUAUUUGGAUAUAAUCCAUUUAAAGUUCGUAUUCUUAAUGAAAAAGUUCAUACACCUACAACAACUGUUUAUCGAUGUGGUCCAUUAAUUGAUCUUUGCCGUGGUCCACAUAUUCGUCAUACAGGAAAAGUUAAAGCUUUUGCAGUUACAAAAAAUUCAUCAACAUAUUGGGAAGGUGAUCAAACACGUGAAACCUUACAACGGAUAUAUGGAAUUUCAUUUCCCGAUGCAAAACAACUUAAAGAAUGGAAAUUUAUUCAAGAAGAAGCAGCAAAACGAAAUCAUCGAAAAAUUGGUGUCGAACAAGAACUCUUCUUCUUUCAUGAAAUGAGUCCUGGUUCAUGUUUCUUUUAUCCCAAAGGAGCACUUAUUUAUAAUAAACUUAUUGAAUUUAUCCGAGGUGAAUAUCGUAAACGUGGUUAUCAAGAAGUUAUUUCACCAAAUAUGUACAAUUCAAAAUUAUGGAAAACAUCUGGACAUUGGGAUCAUUAUUCAGACGAUAUGUUUAAAAUCGAAAUUGAAAAGGAAACUUUUGCACUUAAACCAAUGAAUUGUCCAGGACAUUGUCUUAUGUUUUCAUCACGUCUUCGUUCAUGGAGAGAAUUACCAUUACGUAUGGCUGAUUUUGGUGUUUUACAUCGUAAUGAAGCUUCAGGAGCUUUAACUGGUCUUACACGUGUACGACGAUUUCAACAAGAUGAUGCCCAUAUAUUUUGUACUCAAUCACAGAUAAAAGAUGAAAUUGAAAGUUGUUUAGAUUUCUUAAAGCAUGUUUAUGGUAUAUUUGGUUUUACAUUUGAAUUAAAAUUAUCAACAAGACCUGAUAAAUUUUUGGGUGAAGUUGAAACAUGGAAUCGUGCUGAAGGUCAACUUGAAUUAGCACUUAAGUCAUUUGGUGCUCCAUGGAGUCUUAAUCCAGGUGAUGGUGCGUUUUAUGGACCCAAAAUUGAUAUUACAAUUCGAGAUGCUUUGAAACGUGCUUAUCAAUGUGCAACAAUUCAACUUGAUUUUCAAUUACCAUUACGUUUUCAACUUCAAUAUCAAACAGAGGAACAAGGUACACUUAACACACCAGUUAUUAUUCAUCGAGCUAUGCUAGGUUCAAUUGAACGUAUGAUCGCUAUUCUCACAGAAUCAUUUGGUGGAAAAUGGCCUUUCUGGUUAUCACCACGUCAAAUGGCGAUUGUACCUGUUGGUCCAUCAUUAGAUACUUAUGCUCAAGACCUUCAAAAGAAAUUUUGGGCUGCUGGUUUUCAAGUUGAAUGUGAUUUAGAUCAUGGUACAACAUUAAAUAAAAAAAUUCGAAAUAAUCAACUUGCUCAAUAUAAUUUUAUUGGCGUUGUUGGUGAAAAAGAAGGAACAAAUGGUACAAUUAAUAUUCGUACACGUGACAAUAAACAACAUGGUGAAUUUUCAAUCGAUGACGUUAUUAAACGUUUUAAAGAACUAGCUGAAACACGUACAAAUCAUGCUGAGGAUGAAUUUGCUGGUUCCGCAGUAGAUAGUAAUGUUGCAGGAGCAACAUCAAAAUUAGAAACUGCAAAACUUUCUGAAGGUCACGAUGAACCGCAACAAUAA